This is a messenger RNA of Morone saxatilis (striped sea-bass), 1446 nucleotides long. Its product is annotated as acidic mammalian chitinase-like. The record is from RefSeq and is a predicted model, not a curated record. Gene Ontology annotation, cellular component: extracellular region. Lineage: Eukaryota; Metazoa; Chordata; Actinopteri; Moronidae. Gene Ontology annotation, molecular function: chitinase activity; chitin binding. Gene Ontology annotation, biological process: chitin catabolic process; carbohydrate metabolic process. The transcript is spliced from 11 exons. The coding region runs from base 1 to 1446 and encodes 481 amino acids.
AUGGCUCGACUAAUAGCACUGGCUGGACUGUCCCUUUUUAUGUGUCUUCAAAUGGUGUCUUCUACCAAACUGGUGUGCUACUUCACCAACUGGUCCCAGUAUAGACCAGGUGUUGGCAAAUAUCUGCCUGCCAAUGUGGACCCCAACCUCUGCACACAUCUGAUCUACGCCUUUUCAAUUAUCAGCCAUUCAAACGAGUUGGCACCCUAUGAGUGGAAUGAUGAUGUUCUUUAUAAAUCCUUCAAUGAACUCAAGAAUAGAAACUCCCAGCUGAAGACUUUGUUGGCUGUUGGUGGCUGGAACUUUGGAACAGCACAAUUUACCAUCAUGGUUUCAUCCCCUGCCAACCGCCAGAGAUUCAUCCAGUCUUCUAUCAGAUUCUUAAGACUGCAUGGCUUUGAUGGGCUGGACUUGGACUGGGAGUAUCCUGGAGCACGAGGAAGCCCACCAGAGGACAAGAAGAGGUUCACUGUGCUCUGCCAGGAAUUACUCGCUGCCUUUGAAAAAGAAGCCGCUGAGACCAAAAAACCACGAUUGCUGCUCACAGCUGCAGUGGCUGCUGGCAAAGGAAACAUUGACAAUGCAUAUGAGAUUGCUGAAGUCUCAAAGUUCCUAGACUUUAUAAAUGUCAUGACGUAUGACUUCAAUGGAGCAUGGAACUCGUUCACUAGUCACAACAGCCCUCUGUACCGCGGCUCUUUCGAUGAGGGGGACAACAUCUACUACAAUGCGGACUUUGCUAUGAAAUACUGGAGAAACCAAGGAGCUCCUCUUGAAAAGCUCCUACUCGGUUUUGCCACAUAUGGACGCACAUUUCGAUUAUCUUCAGCGGCUAACGGUGUGGGAGCAUCCGCCAGCGGACCAGCCUCUGCUGGGCCUUACACCCGUGAAGCUGGGUUUUGGUCCUACUAUGAGAUUUGCACUUUCCUCCAAGGAGGCGGUUCCAGCUGGAUUGAUGAGCAAAUGGUGCCCUAUGCCACUAAAGGAAAUGAGUGGGUUGGGUUUGAGAACAGGGAGAGCUUUAAAAUCAAGGCACAGUAUCUGAAAGAUAACAAAUUUGGAGGAGCCUUCAUCUGGGCUCUGGAUUUGGAUGAUUUUACUGGACAGUUCUGCAGACAGGGGAACUAUCCCCUCAUUAGGAAUCUGCGCUCUUUCCUGGAUUCAGAUUUUCCACCUCCCCCUCCUGUAACCACACAUCCACCGGUGGUCCCUUCAAACCCCACAACUGCUGCUACUGCUACUGCUACUACGACUACCACUUCCAAAACUACCACCACAAGUGCUGUUUCUGGAGGUGAAUUCUGUGCCGGCAUAGCUGACGGCCUCUACAAAAAUGACAAGGAUGGAAACUCCUUUUAUCAGUGCGCCCAUGGACGCACAUACAUCCAGAGAUGUCCAGUUAAUCUUGUGUUCAGUGAGAGUUGCAAGUGCUGUGACUGGUCUUAA